Molecule: messenger RNA, 1896 nt
Organism: Passer montanus (Eurasian tree sparrow)
Lineage: Eukaryota; Metazoa; Chordata; Aves; Passeriformes; Passeridae
Gene: TCHP
Product: trichoplein keratin filament binding
Exons: 12
Coding region: 1-1338 (445 amino acids)
Biological process (GO): apoptotic process
Cellular component (GO): keratin filament
Source: RefSeq, a predicted model, not a curated record
AUGGCGCUGUGGCUGCGGCGGGGCCGCGGCCCGGAGCGCAGGGCGGCCGAGCGGCGGGAGCUGCAGGAGCGCAGCCGGCAGCAGUGGGAGAGCACCAGCCGCGCCUUCGCCCGCGCCGCCGCCUGCUGCUCGCUGCAGGCGCGGUGGACGCGGCGGCGGCUGGCGGCGCGGCUGGAGCGGCGGCGGGAGCGGCUGCGGCGGCUGCUGGGCGAGGAGCGGGAGGCGCUGGCGGCGGAGCUGCGGGAGCGGCGGCGGAGCCAGGAGCUGCGGGACAACGCCGGAGAGAGCGGGAGGAAGUUCGCUGAGCCGCCGCUGCAGGAGCGCUGGAACAAAAACAACGCGGAGCUCCGAGAGGCAGAGUCUGAGCUGCAGAGGAAGCACGUGAGGGAGGCUUGGGGUGAUCAGCUAACACAACAAACCAAGGAAGAGGUGACCAAACUUGAAGAGAAGAAACAUGAAAAUGAGUGUGAAACUGCACGAGGGGAAGCGCUGGAAAGAACAAGACGAGAGGAAGAGAAGCCUCAGCUGGAGAAGACCUUGCUUCAGCAGAUAGAAGAACUGAAACUGCAGGAAACAAAGGCAACGAAGCUGAAAAAGGAACAAGAGAAUUUAUUGAAGCAGCAGUGGGAGCUGGAGAAUUUGGAAGAAGAAAGGAAACAAAUGGAAGAGCACCGGAGGAAGAAGGAGCUCGGUCGCUUUUUGAAGCAUCAGUGUGACGUCCAGUUAAGGAGACGAGCGCAGCAGGUACAGGAGGAGCUGGAGGCAGACAGGCAAAUCUUAUCAGCCCUCCUGGAGAAGGAAGAGCAGGAUCAGAGCUGGCAGAGCGCGUGGCGGGGACGGGCGGUGGCAGACGUGGCCUGGAUGAAGAAGGUCAUUGAGGAACAGCUCCAGCUGGAAAAGGAGAGGGAAGCAGAGCUCGAGACUAUCUUCAGGGAAGAAGCAAAAAAAAUCUGGGAGAAGAGGGAAGAAGAAUGGGAAAGAGAGAAGGCGGCCAGAGAUCGCCUGAUGAGUGAGGUCCUUGCAGGCAGGCAGCGCCAGAUCCAAGAGAAGAUGGAGCUAAACAGAAGGGCCCAAAAAGAGUCCAUUAAAUAUCGAGAGCAGCUGAUCAAAGAGCUCGAGGAGGCCAAGGAAGGGACUCGUCGGGAGAAGGAGCAGGAGGAGGAACAGCAGAGAGCCCACAGGAGGGAGCUGCAGGCACAGGGGACAGAGCACAGCUUGAGAGGGGAGGAGCAGCAGGAGGGAUCAGCCCGGCAGCACCUGGAGGAGCUGGAGCAGCAGGAGGCCAGGCAGGGCUGGCACAGCAGGUUCUACAGUUACCCAAGAGCAGCUUGGACCUGAGGAAUGAGCAUGAGAUGCAGCUCCAGACUACAGAGAGAAAACUCUGAGCACCCAAGGAACUCCUGAAAUAACAGUGCCUCUGGAAUAGCCUACAGUGAGAUCAAGACUUGACUCACUCGAUUUCUGAAAACAAUUUUUAGUUGUGGCCAAGCUGAAGAGGAGAAAAGUUCUACUGUCUUCAGGAAUGUGGAGGUGUGAGCACCUUCAGAGAAGUGAACUGCUUCACUUUGCAUUCUGGAGUUGUGCACAUGUAUUUUGGUAUGUGAGAAGCUGAAGCAACCCAGUAAAUUAAAGGGCUCUGUGGACCUGAGCCACAAAAGCAUCUGUGUCUCCCCAGGAAGAGGAGCUGUGGGGCUGUGUCAGACUCCCACCUUGGAGAAUCAGGCUGUGCCUGGUUCCCACUGGACUGUGAGGAGUUAAUUCAUAAUGUAUAUUGCAAAUCAGUCAGAUCAUGUGUGCUGUGGCAGCAGUGCUUGUCCAGUUCCUCUCCAGAAGGUGCUGGAGAAUUAAAUAUUGUUUUUCACUUCUUUAAUAAAUAAUGAAUAAUUGAAACCUGAA